Molecule: messenger RNA, 1688 nt
Organism: Sciurus carolinensis (gray squirrel)
Lineage: Eukaryota; Metazoa; Chordata; Mammalia; Rodentia; Sciuridae
Product: heterochromatin protein 1-binding protein 3-like
Exons: 2
Biological process (GO): heterochromatin organization; nucleosome assembly
Cellular component (GO): nucleosome; chromosome; nucleus
Molecular function (GO): nucleosome binding; DNA binding
Source: RefSeq, a predicted model, not a curated record
AUGCCGAGGCCAGAGCACAAUGCGAGGAGAUCAGGCGUCAAAGGCACGUUUAUCUCCGAGACUCCACUGAAGCCUCCAGUGGCUUCACUGCUGGUCACCAGUGCUGCAGUGAGAAAGAUGGUUACUUACUGUGGUCAAGUUUAUCUGAGUAAAUUGUAUGAGGAUGAGAAAGACCAGUCUAAAGAAAAGGAGAAGAAAGUGAAAAAAAUGAUACCUUCCUGGGCUACCCUUUCUGCCAGCCAGCUAGCCAGGGCCCAGAAGCAAACACCGAUGACUUCCUCCCCACGUCCCAAGAUGGAUGCAAUCCUAACUGAAGCCAUUAAGGCAUGCUUCCAGAAGAGUGGUGCAUCAGUGAUUGCUAUUCGAAAAUAUAUCAUCCAUAAGUAUCCUUCUCUGGAGCUGGAGAGAAGGGGAUACCUCCUUAAACAAGUCCUGAAAAGAGAAUUGAAUAGAGGAGUCAUCAAACAGGUAAAAGGAAAAGGUGCAUCUGGAAGUUUUGUUGUGGUCCAGAAAUCAAGAAAAACACCUCAGAAAUCCAGAAACACAAAGAGGAACUCUGCAGUAGAUCCAGAACCACAAGUAAAAUUGGAGGAUGUCCUCCCCCUGGCCUUUACUCGCCUCCAUGAACCUAAAGAAGCUUCCUACAGUCUCAUCAGGAAAUAUGUUUCUCAGUAUUAUCCUAAGUUAAGAGUGGACAUCAGGCCUCAGUUGUUGAAGAAUGCUCUGCAGAGAGCAGUAGUGAGAGGACAGUUAGAACAAAUAACUGGCAAAGGUGCUUCGGGGACAUUCCAGCUGAAGAAAUCAGGGGAGAAACCCCUGCUUGGUGGAAGCCUGAUGGAAUAUGCAAUCUUGUCUGCCAUCGCUGCCAUGAAUGAGCCGAAGACCUGCUCCAAUACUGCUCUGAAGAAGUAUGUCCUGGAGAACGACCCAGGGACCAAUUCUAACUAUCAGAUGCAUUUACUGAAGAAAACUGUACAGAAACGUGAAAAGAAUGGGUGGAUGGAGCAGAUCUCUGGUAAAGGAUUCAGUGACACAUUCUAACUCUGUUUUCCAUAUUACCUCAGCCCAGGAGUUCUGUUUCCAAAGAAAGAGCCAGAUGAUUCUAAAGACGAGGAUGAAGAUGAAGAUGAAUCAUCAGAAGACGACUCUGAGGAUGAAGAGCCACCUCCUAAGAGAAGUUUGCAGAAGGAAACCCCAGCCAAGUCCCCAGGGAAGGCUGCAUCCAUGAAGCAGAGAGAGUCCAAGCCUACACCUGCCCAGAGGGGAAAAGCUAGGCCCCUGCCCAAGAAAGUCCCUCCUAAAGCCAAAACUCCUGCCAAGAAAGCCAGACCCUCACCCUCGGUCAUCAAGAAACCUAGUGGUACCCCCUCGAAGAAGCCUGAAGCCAAUUCAAGAAAGGAAGUGAAAUCGCCUGGCAAGGGUAAAUCCACCAUGAAGAAGUCUUUCAAAGCAAAAAAGUAAAUUUUAUAGGAAAAAAGGUUAUCAUGAUGAAAUUGAGAAUCUUAUUUUAUAAGGUCAGUGUGCAUUUGUUUUAGUUUUGAUGCUUAUAAAAUUACACUUUUUUCCUCCUGUAUGAACAUUGUGGGGAGGGAACAUAAUAAACCAAUUUAGGCAUUUUUAGCUUUAGGUGCUGUUCUUGGUGCCUGCCCCUUCCCUCAGUCAUUUUAAUUUCUGCAAUAAUCCUGAAC